Messenger RNA from Caenorhabditis briggsae, 1491 nucleotides. The transcript is spliced from 4 exons. Gene Ontology annotation, biological process: xenobiotic metabolic process. Gene Ontology annotation, molecular function: iron ion binding; heme binding; oxidoreductase activity, acting on paired donors, with incorporation or reduction of molecular oxygen, reduced flavin or flavoprotein as one donor, and incorporation of one atom of oxygen. Gene Ontology annotation, cellular component: cytoplasm; intracellular membrane-bounded organelle. NCBI's taxonomy places the organism in Eukaryota, Metazoa, Nematoda, Chromadorea, Rhabditida, Rhabditidae. Bases 1 to 1491 code for a protein of 496 amino acids. The record is from RefSeq and is a predicted model, not a curated record.
AUGAUGUUCUUAUUCAUCAUCCCAAUUAUUUUCCUCUGGCUGUUUUACGAAUUAUACUACAAACGGUGGAACUAUCCACCUGGACCUAUCCCAGUGCCUUUUGUUGGAAACAUCAUCCCAUUCAUUUGGGACAAACCUGGCUAUGAAUGUUUCAGGAAAUGGAACAAAACGUAUGGAGAUGUGUACACAUUUUGGCUAGGGCCCUCUCCAUAUGUCAUGAUUGGAUCUUACGAACUCAUGAAAGAAACUUUUGUGAAGGAUGGGGACACUUAUACUGACAAAUUGCAACAACCAUUCACUGAGAAGUUUAGAGGUGGAAAAUUUGGAAUCAUCGAGACCAGUGGACACUUCUGGAGCACUCAUCGACGCUUUGCUCUAUCCACUUUCAGAAAUUUUGGACUUGGAAAGGAUUUGAUGCAGCAGAAAAUUCUUUUAGAAAUUGAGGAGUUCUUCAAAGUAGUUGACAAGAAUAUUGAAGAAGAGCAAGAUGUGCCAAAGGAGAUUUAUAAUACAGUGGCAAAUGUUAUAAAUCAGCUAGUUUUUGGAUACCGGUUUGAUGAAGAGAAGCAGGAAGAGUUUCAAAAGUUGAAGGAUCUAAUUGAUAUCCAGGAAAAAUCCUUCACCAGUUUUAAAUAUUGCAUCCAAGCGUUUGCACCUGGUAUCGGAAAAUAUCUUCCGGGAAAGUCACUGGAUGAUAUUAUCACUGAAAAGCGUGAGGACUACUACAGCUUUUUCUAUGCCCAAAUAGCGGAGCACCGUCUGAAAAUAGAUUUUGAGUCCGAAGACGUUUUGGAUUAUGCAGAAGCUUAUCUGAAAGAGCAGAAAAGACAAGAAGAGAAAGGAGACACGGAACUAUUUUCGAAUCAACAACUUGCAAAUAUGUGCUUUGAUUUGUGGUUCGCAGGACUCACUACUACUCAUACAACGUUGACUUGGACAGUGGCUUAUGUCAUGAAUCAUCCAGAAGUCCAGGAAAGAAUCCACAAGGAGCUUGAUAGAGUGAUAAGAGAUGAUAAAAGAUUGGUGACGACUGCUGAUAAAAAUGAGCUCCCGUUAAUCAAUGCAGUGAUAAAUGAGUCUCAACGAUGUGUAAAUUUGCUUCCUCUGAAUCUAUUCCAUGCAACUACAAAAGACACGAUAAUCAAUGGGUAUCCAGUGAAGAAAGGAACUGGAGUGAUUGCUCAGAUUAGUACGGUUAUGUUGGAUGAAAAAGUGUUCCCAGAUCCAUAUGCAUUCAAUACUGACAGAUUUCUUGAUGAAGAAGGGAAGCUGAAGAAGAUAGACGAGCUCAUUCCAUUUUCAAUCGGAAAACGGCAAUGCCUAGGGGAAGGUCUUGCCAGAAUGGAAUUGUUCCUGUUCAUUGCCAACUUUUUCAAUCGAUAUCAGGUUUUGCCACCUGCUACUGGUCCACCAUCUUUGGAGAAAGCUGAGAAAGUUGGAGUGUUCCCCAGGAAGUUUCAUGCAGUUUUAAAACGAAGGAAUGUUAAAUGA